This is a messenger RNA of Lampris incognitus (smalleye Pacific opah), 1156 nucleotides long. It is a transcript of the gene ptmab, whose product is annotated as prothymosin alpha b. Gene Ontology annotation, biological process: positive regulation of transcription by RNA polymerase II; negative regulation of apoptotic process. Gene Ontology annotation, cellular component: nucleus. Gene Ontology annotation, molecular function: histone binding. NCBI's taxonomy places the organism in Eukaryota, Metazoa, Chordata, Actinopteri, Lampriformes, Lampridae. Bases 115 to 441 code for a protein of 108 amino acids. The record is from RefSeq and is a predicted model, not a curated record. The transcript is spliced from 5 exons.
GCAGCGUCGGCCACUGGCACGGUGUAAUAGUGGUUAAUCCGCAGCGGAGGGGAAAAGGAUUUACUUUAUUCCACCUUUAAUUUCAACCGUCCUUUAUUUUAUUCAACUAAAACAAUGGCAGACACAAAAGUUGAGUCCGGCUCCGAUAUCUCUGCCAAGGACCUGAAAGAGAAGAAACUGGUAGAGGAGAAAGAAAACGGCAAAGAUGCCGCCACCAAUGGGAAGGAGAACGAGGAGAAUGGUGAGCCAGAGAUAGACGAGGAGGAUGAAGAGGAAGUGGAUGAGGAAGAUGAGGAAGAUGAUGGAGAAGGUGAUGAGGAGGAUGAAGAUGAUGAUGAUGAUGACAUUGAGGGAGGAACAAAACGGGCAGCUGAGGAUGAUGAUGAGGACGAAGAGGACGACGUCGAAACCAAGAAGCAGAAAACCGACGAUGACGAUUGAUGCGUUUCCCUGCCCCCAUCCUGCUGAACCACUUCCUGAUUCUUCGCCUUUGACCUUUUCAUGUCAGGGGUGAAGGGGCUGGAGGACUGAGUAAAAAAAAAAAAGGAAAAAAAAGAAUUAAAAAAAGAAAUAAAACAUGGUCAUUAGCAAGUAGAGUUCAACAUCCAUGUCCACUCUCUCUCUCUCUCUCCAUCUCUCUCUCUCUCUCUCUCUCCCCUCAACCGCCACAAAAUUUUCUAGAGGAAUCCGCCGCCACAACAAUGCAGAACACGGCUCAACAGUAAACAACACAAAAGGAGAAUUUCUUUGUAUUUUUAUUUACAUUUUAUAUUUUUGUACAUAUUGUUAGAGGGGGGUCAGUUAUCUUGGCAGCAAUCUCCUAAAGACCAAAUCGGUGCUUCUUUACAAAAGAUUUUACUUGGUUGACCAUGUUACAAUAUCUCGACAGAAAGAGUUAAAACAUGUUUUUAAAAAGGAAAGGAAACCUCUUAAGCCGUUGAACUCAGAGCAUUCCAGUAAAUUUAAUGUAUGUACUUUAGCUGUACCAUAACUAGUUUGUUUGUAUGGGAGGGCAAGGCCAAAGAAAAGGAGCCUCUUUUCUUUUCCUUUUUGUUUUGUUUUUGUCAGCGACUUUUUGUUUUAUGAUGGCCUGUUUUGAUGUAUGUGCGAAGUUUGUUGUUGGACAAUAAACCGGACUUUUAUUUUGUGAGUUGUA